UCGAGCUGCACCCUAUGUCACACAGUCCAGGGGACAACACUGCUGGGCACAGGCGCUGAAAUUGCCAGGAACGCAAAAAAGGUCUGAAUCACCCAUUAUGAGACCCUCAGCCACAGCAAUCCUCCCUCCAACCACAGCCACCCAGGCUCCUGGGACCAACCAGAGCGGGACUGUGGGACUACCAGAGCCGUCCUACGCUGUCCUCAAGUUCAUGGAGAGCUUCUGCCUGCUGAGUGCUGCCUGUGGGAUGGUGGGGAACGGGCUGGUGCUGUGGUUCCUGGGCUUGCGCAUCCGCAGGAACCACUUCAGCGUCUACAUCCUGAACCUGGCGGCCGCCGACUUCGGGUACCUGCUGUGCAUCGCCGUGGAGACCGUGCAGUACCUGAUGCAGUUCAACGUGGGGGUGCAGUUCGGGAUAUUCCUCUUCCUGGAUCUCUUCAUGUAUGGCACGGGCCUGUACCUGCUGACGGCCAUCAGCAUUGAGCGCUGCCUGUCCGUGCUGUCCCCCAUCUGGUGCCGGACACACCGCCCCAAGCACCUGUCUGCCGUGGUGUCCGGCCUGCUCUGGGCGCUGUCCCUGCUCCUGAACACUCUGGGAUAUGUUUUGUGCACCGUUCGUCCCUCUCCCAGGGUCUGCCGGCGCCUGCUCAUCGCCAUCGGGGCCUUGGAUUUCCUCAUCUGCGCGCCCCUCAUGCUGCUCUUCAGCCUCACCCUCUUCCUAAGGGUCAGGUGCAGUUCCCAGCCCUUCCAAACAGGCCGGCUCUUCAUCGUCAUCAUGCUCACCAUCCUCCUCUUCCUCAUUUUUGCCGUGCCCCUCAGUGUCCUCAUCCUCCUGGAUUUCCUGGGCCACAAGUUCCUGUAUUCCCCAGAGAUUGGCUUUGUGCUCUCGUGUGUCAACAGCACCCUCAACCCCGUCAUUUACUUCCUGGUGGGAAGCUACAGGGAUCGGAAAUUCAGGCUCACCCUCAGGCUGGCAUUCCAGAGGGCCUUCCAAGACUCAGCGGAUGACAGAGAUGAGCGGGAAACCCGGGACACGAUAACCAUGUCCUCCUGAAAUCCUGCCUGGAAUGUCCUGGCAGAACGGAA
Molecule: messenger RNA, 1086 nt
Organism: Catharus ustulatus (Swainson's thrush)
Lineage: Eukaryota; Metazoa; Chordata; Aves; Passeriformes; Turdidae
Product: proto-oncogene Mas-like
Exons: 2
Coding region: 98-1054 (318 amino acids)
Biological process (GO): G protein-coupled receptor signaling pathway
Cellular component (GO): membrane
Molecular function (GO): G protein-coupled receptor activity
Source: RefSeq, a predicted model, not a curated record